Molecule: messenger RNA, 1361 nt
Organism: Spirodela intermedia
Lineage: Eukaryota; Viridiplantae; Streptophyta; Magnoliopsida; Alismatales; Araceae
Source: the annotation of a GenBank genome assembly
AUGAGUGGAGCCAUUCUCCCUGGCAAAUAACCAGUGGGGUUCUUCCAGAUAGUCUUCCCGCUCAUCUUUAGCCCCUUCAGCAUUGGAUCACAACUGAUAAAAAAAAGGUUAUACAUCCCAGUCCUACUGAUAUUUACAUCCACACUCUCCAUCUUUGCUGAAGCGUAAUUCGCUCUGAAGAACGUGUUCAGUACAUAGGGCCAAGCUGAAUCCACGGAAGAUGGUCGUCUCAAAACCUCCCCAGCCUUGCAUCGCUCAAUCUUAGCAAGGUCAGGGGUGCAACAUAUAGACUUUUGUCCCCCAUAUGCAGACCCGCCAAUAUUGUUCCGAUCAGCAGCUUCAAAUAGAAUGGCUUGUACCAACCCCGAACUAUGUUCCAUAUUUGAAUAAUGCGAGGAUGCUUCCUCGCUCCUCCCAAACGUAACCUGGUCAAACCUGAAAAAAAUUAAGAUACUUAGGCAAUUACAUCUAUAUGCGCUGCUUUUUGUAACUGCAUUUUAACCUCACAUUGAAACCGAACUAGGUUUGACUGAGAAUAUAUGGAUGUAUUGUUGAACGAGUAUAUAAACACUACAGAUAUGACGAUCACAGGGCACAAUAAUCUCUAAAAGCAAGGUAUCUCCAGCAAAGAGAAGGAAAUUAUAUCCCGACAUCAUGCUCAGUGAAUGAUAAAUCCGCCUACUAGAGGAUCAGUGCAAAAUAAAAAACAGGACAACAGAGGACUCUUCAAAAGAUUGCAAAAUCGAAUACGCACAAAAGUUUCGUCAAGAACUACAAUAAGACGUUCUAUUUAUCGAGAAACGUGAAAGAAAUUAAAAUUCAUCGGUAAUCUGCGUCAAUGUUGUUUGAUUAUGUUUUUCUUUUCAGAUCGAAUAUGCAAAUCCAUUAAGAAAGUUUUCGUCCAGGGUCCAGACUAACAAACGCCACGCCAUCGAUAUACGAGGUUAAAGUUGGGGACAAAUGCGGAAGGCGCACGUAAACCGCCCAUCCCCCGGCGUAUUGCUAAAAAUAAAUCCCAGAUCUAGAUUCCUCCAAUAACAUCCAUGAAAAUUAGUACCUAACACACGGUCCCUGCAGUGCAAAUUUGAGCAUAGUACAGUUGUUGCGUGACUGAGCGAGAGGAAUGACACAGAGCGAGAGAGAUGUGCCCAGUACCGGAUAAAUGCCCGGCCAUCACGGACUCCCGGUGCCACGGAGUUGUCGCCGGAGCUUCCCACGCGAGAGGCGGCGAUGCCCUCGCUGCCGCCGGCGAGGAGAUAUGCGUUACCGACCUCUCUGAAGGUGUCGCCGCUGUAGACGUGGACGGAGGCCUCCACUCCGGAUCCUGCGGCCACGACGAGGACGACGAAGAGCAGCGCUGA